GAGAGAGAGAGAGAGGGGAAGGGUUUUUACUCCCUGAAGCUCUGCUAUUCUCCUCAUACACAUUUGGAGGAAGAUGGCUGCUCUGUUGCUUCUUCUGGUUUGCGUUGGAGCUGGGCUGCUUUCUGCCGAGGCCCAGGAUGCUUACAGCCAGCUGCCCGACGUCUACAAGAAAGGAGUGGACCUUGCCUUGGAGCAGCUGAACUCCCAUGCUGGGGUGAAGCACCAUUUUCGCUUUUUUAAAAGUGUGGACAAAAGCGAGCAUGAUGUUGGGUUUGGUACACGUUUCCUCUAUCAUCACUUUUACCUGAAGCCCACCAGGUGUGCCAAAGGAGCAACAAUUUCAGACCUCCAGAGUUGCCCAUUCAGGAAUGACAGACCGUUGAUGGAUUGUGCCGUUUGCUAUAAAACCCAGUCUGACCAGCUAGAAGACAGUCCUGCUCCGUACGUUCACUGCAUCCAUAAGCCGAGGCUCACACAGGCAAUGACGACAACACGGUGGGACCACUGGAAGACGAUGACCUACAGCACCGGAGGUGCAACUAUUAUGGCCCUGUCCACUGGAUAAAAAUGCUCCUCCUUAACUGUGAAGUGCCUUGUUAGAUGAGCAGUGAAAGCUUCACACAUGCAUAUACAUAAAUAACCCUGUCAAAAUAUUUGCUUUUUUAUUUUACAGUUGUAUCUGACAUAUAAAAUGCUGUCAUGAAAUAUCAAGCUCUGCUCCACUUUCCGUUCAUUUUUAUCUUGUUAAAGUCAUUGUAUUCUAGACACCUUUAUGUAAAAUGAAAUAUUAUUUUCUCUGGUUGUAUCUGUGACAAUAAACUUUUAUGCAAUGACUGUA
Fundulus heteroclitus (mummichog) is the source of this 838-nucleotide messenger RNA. RefSeq lists its product as uncharacterized. Gene Ontology annotation, biological process: inflammatory response; regulation of lipid catabolic process. Gene Ontology annotation, molecular function: signaling receptor binding. The transcript is spliced from 4 exons. Lineage: Eukaryota; Metazoa; Chordata; Actinopteri; Cyprinodontiformes; Fundulidae. Bases 74 to 565 code for a protein of 163 amino acids. The record is from RefSeq and is a predicted model, not a curated record.